This is a messenger RNA of Corythoichthys intestinalis (scribbled pipefish), 1142 nucleotides long. Its product is annotated as sex-determining region Y protein-like. The transcript is spliced from 3 exons. Bases 536 to 970 code for a protein of 144 amino acids. Lineage: Eukaryota; Metazoa; Chordata; Actinopteri; Syngnathiformes; Syngnathidae. The record is from RefSeq and is a predicted model, not a curated record.
AUGUUAACCCAAGCAAUCGGAACAUUGUGAGCCAAAGCCAACAGCGUGUAGAGAUGGUUAACCCAAUCCAUCAGAACACUGUGAACCAGAGCAAUCAGAAUACUGUGAAACAGGUUCUCCAGAGUGCUGAGAAUGUCAACCAGAGCCCUCAGAACACUAUCAAGAUUCGCCUGAGUGGAGACAUGAGCAAAAGCUACCAGGAUGACAGAAUGGAGGAUUGGGACUCUGACGACGUUCCUUUGACUCUGGUGCUACUACACUAGAUGACUCCAAUGCUGGUUUUAAAAAAGAUGUGUCCCCUGUUGGUGAUUCCGUCAAGAAGGCUUUUCAAAUUCUCCAGUCUUUGGAUUUUGUGUUGAAGCAACAGGCUAAAGACGGCGAGGAUAUUUUUUUUUAAAAAAAUGAGUUUAUGUACAUAUUUUGCAUGACACUUUGAGCGUUGCAGGCAUAGAUUUAAAUUUGGAUGGAAAUCCUAACUUUAGUCCCCUCUGAUUUUUGAGAGCAAACCAAAUGGAAAUGUCUCUAUAAAGCCAACAUGCAACCGAAGAAGUCGACGACUACAGCCUUAGUCGAUGGUGUACUCCAAAAGGGCUUCAACAAGGGCGAGGACCAGCACGGCGACGACCACCACCAGCACCACCACGACGACGAUCACCAGCAAAGUCGCAGCGUAAGCGCCGAGGGUCAGCACGACGACCACCCACAGCAGAGCCGCAAUGUGAGCGCCGAGGGCCAGCAGCGCUACGACGAAGACCACCAGCAGGGACGCGGCUUGAGCGGAAAGGGCCAACAGCAGCAGCACGACGCCCACCAGCAGAGCCGCAACGUAAGCGCCGAGGUCCAGCAGCGCCUCCACAACCAUCAGAGCCGCAACGCGAGCGCCGAGGGCCAGCGGCGCCACGACGAUCACAUGAGCGAGGGCGGUGACAACGACCGAUCGGCAAGGCUUCUUCAGCAAGGUUCGCGAUGACGAUGAUGACGACGAGCGGCAGCAAAGCUCCAUCAGCAAGGGCCGCGAUGACGAUGAUGAGACGACGACCAUCAGCAGAGCUCCAAUAAUAUGACGACCACCAGCAGAGCUACAACGUGAGCAGCAAGGGCCAGCAGGACGGCAACAGCUGGGACUUGACCGAGGGUGCGAU